GGGAGCCAGACACACUCUCAGGCCCCGAAUAUAGAAAAAUUAUUGGAAAAAAUCGGAAAAAAUAAUAAAAGCCUAGCUCGCGGGGAGAAAAGCACGGGGAGCGGCGGCAGGGGCUCUCGCGCGGCGGGUGUCGGGUCCGGUCCGAGAUGGAAGGUUACCGGGGCUCCAUGUGAGGUUGACUAAUGCGGUGCUGGAAACUUUCUGGACAGUAAAAAUGCAGAGCAGUGUUUCCCACUCUCCGCCAACCAUAGCUGUUGGGACAGGGUGAGGAGAAGAGAAAGAGAGAGUGAAGGAGAGGAGCGACUGAAACAGAGAGCAGAGGAAAGUGCAGAGAGCGAGAAGGACAAGAAAUACUUCAACAGCAGACUUUGGCUUACCUCGAUGUCCCCGCUGGAUUAUUGGCUCUUCCUGUGAGCUGUCGAGCAUCUUCUUUUUAUUCUGACAAACCCCCCCACAACUUCCUACGUUGAGCCUGCCGGGCAGGGGAGCCACAAGUGGAUUUUCAUGGCAGCGGCACUCUAGGGCUGCCAUGGCAGCUGCUGCCGCCGAUGCCUCACACCGUAUUACCGCACUGAAGCAGGAGGAAGAGGGACGACGGACUGCCGCCAAGCUGUUUGGGAGCGCCGCCCAGGUGCCACGGAUAGAGAGAGAGAGAGAGCGAGAGAGGGGGAAAGAGACAGAGAGGGAAGGAGGAGAGGGAGGGAGAGUGAGCGAGUGUUUGGUGUGUGGGGCCCUGUUCGCCUCACAGGAGAAGCUCCGGCUCCACGCCCUGAGUCACACGGGAGAGAAACCCUUCCACUGCUCACAACCACACUGCCCCAAGGCCUUCAGCUCCAAAUACAAACUCUUCAGGCAUAUGGCCACACACUCUCCACAGAAGACCCAUCAGUGUUCGUUCUGUGAGAAAAUGUUCCACCGCAAAGACCACCUGAAGAACCACCUGCAGACCCAUGACCCCAACAAGGAGGCCUUCAAGUGUGAGGAGUGUGGGAAGCACUACAACACCAAGCUGGGAUACAAGCGCCAUGUGGCCAUGCACUCUGCCACGGCGGGGGAUCUCACCUGUAAAGUGUGCAUGCAGAGCUACGAGAGCACCCCCAUUCUUUUGGAACACCUUAAGAGCCACUCCGGGAAAUCUUCAGGCGGCGCCAAGGAGAAGAAACACCCGUGUGAUCACUGUGACCGUCGCUUCUACACACGGAAGGAUGUGAGACGGCACAUGGUGGUGCACACCGGCCGAAAGGACUUCCUGUGCCAGUACUGUGCCCAGCGCUUCGGCAGGAAGGACCACCUGACCCGUCACGUGAAGAAGAGCCACUCGCAGGAGCUGCUGAGGAUCAAGACGGAGCCUCCUGACAUGUUGGGUCUUUUAGCUUCUGGGUCGCCACCCUGCUCUGUGAAGGAGGAGCUCAGCCCCAUGAUGUGCGGCAUGGGGCCCAACAAGGACCCCUUGAUGGGCAAACCGUUCUCCGGUGGGGCCCCUUUUCCAAUAGGCAUGUACAACCCCCACCAUCUCCAGACCAUGUCUAAUUCUGGGGUGGGUCACCCUCACCCGUCCCUGAUGCCCAGUCCGUUGUCUGCAGCUAUGGGCAUGGGUUGUCACAUGGAAACCCCUGGACCUCUUCACCCACACUCCCACCACCACCACCAUCAUCACCACCACCACCACCACCACCAUUCCCCCCCGCUGCCCACACACCACCAGUCUCCGGCUCCCCAGCAGCAGCACCAGCCCCAGCAAGCCCACAAAUACCAGCUGGGAUCUACCUCAUACCUGCUGGACAAGCCCUUGAAAGUGGAGAUGGAGAGCUUCCUCAUGGAUCUGCAGAGCGGCUCGCCGGGCCCCCUCUCCUCUGGAGAUCCACACGCUGCUGCCUCACCCCCCAAGGAUGGACUGGAGCCCACCUCGGGCCUGGUGGACGAGCUCUGCGGGGAUCACCUCCUGUCCAAGAGCCCUGCGGUGCUCGCUGAGUCUUUGUGUGCUGCUAACAUGGAUUUCUCCCACCUGCUGGGGUUCCUGCCCCUCAACUUGCCUCCCUACAGUGCCCCCAUGAGCACGGGAGGGCUGGUGAUGGGCUACACCUCAUCUGCGACCCCCUCGUCUUCCACCUCCUCUUCCUCAUCUCUGCACGCUGCAGAGCCCCACGGUGCAUUAGUCGCUACGGCACCUCUUACCUCUUUGCAACCGCAACCUCAGGAGCAGCAGAGCUCUGGCGGGGGUCUGGGCUUCGGACCCCUGCACCACCUCCCCCCAGUGUUCAGCUCCAGCCUUAGCAACACCACACUGCCUCGCUUCCACCAGGCCUUCCAGUGAGAGGGUGUGGAUAUAUUUGGGGCUGUGGUUUGUUUUAAAGAAGUUGGAGUAUUAGAAUGAAACGCAUAUGAACACGUAGAAGCCUUGAAUGAAAGUGCACACAAGCUUUGAUUGAGCCUUAAAAGAAAGUUAAACCUCAAAGGAGAAGGUGAGAAAAGAAGUUGAAGCAGCUUUUAUUUGGGCUUUCCCCCCUACCCUAUCCUAUAGUUAUAACCAUGUAUUAACCCAUCCUUUUUAUUUCCAUUUACUUCCCCUUUUAUCCCCCUCCCAUCCCCUAUUUAGUAGUAUAGAGAGAGGGCAGGAUCCGUAGGCCAAAAGGCGUGGUACUGCAUACUUUAAGUAAUAAUAUAAAAAAAAAAAAUCAAAGAUAAUUUUUUUGUGAAGAUUAUCUGUCUUGUUGUGACCCAGAAAAAAAAUAUAGUUUGAAGUGGAUAUUUUGUUUUACUUUAUUUUUCCUUUCCAAAUGUAAGAAAAUGGUAGAAUGUGUCACAUCUUGAGUUUUGAACCUCCCGUUAACAACCUAAACGUCAUGAUCAGAGCAGAGAGCCCCCCCUCUCUCCCAGUGAAGGAAUGGACAGAUUUAGACAUUGAAACAAUGAUUGAACCUAAACUAAAAUCUUCCUCCAGAUGGCCUGAGUAGAGCCACUACACCCCUUCUGCGUCUCAGAAAGUGCUCUUUAAGCAAGAGAAUUAGAUGAUCCCCAAUGAAUUUUACCUGUCACUGAUGCGCUCCUACAGUCGAGUCAGUCUAAAAGAAAAUAGGUCACUAAAAUGAACUCUUAUUAACUCAGUCACAGACAUUUUAAAGAAAAACAAAGAAAGAAUUGUGAGUAAAAGUGUGUGUUGAAAUUGAUGUAAUAUCAUGCUGGCUUUUUUACUGUUCCUCAAGAGAAGCACUUUUUUUGUUUUAAAGCAGAAGGCACUUGACCUUUAGGAAUCUCCCUGUGAAACCUUUGUCUCCUUCCUCGUGACUUUCCGGAGGUUUCCACAGCCUGAGACGUUCUCCUCAUUCUCCUUCCUUCACCUGUCUCCAUCUAACAGUUAUCUAUAAAAGCUCCAAUGACAAUAAUCCAUAACGAUAACUGCAGCCGUUACUUGGCUCCCCAACAUACCUAAAAAUAUAUAUUUUUGGAACAAACACAUCUUUAGGCAGUCUUUCAAAAAGCUGCAUCAUCAUGGUAAUGAUGAACCCUGACAUAUGUGAAUGGCAAAAACAACAAGAGAACUUCAGUGACUGAUGAGUCAAAAUGUGUUAAAGAAUGUUAUUGCAGUGUACGAAAUAUCUCAAAAAUGAAUAUUAUUAUUGCUUUUAUCUCAGUAAGGUGUAUUUUAGGUAGACGUAUUAAAACUAAGUGAUGAUGUUUUUGAUGUCUGGCAGGUUUACAUUUGAGUGUAUCUUGCAUUUUUUGAUCAAAUGGAUGAAGUAUUAGCUUUUUCCCUUAAGCUUUCUCUGUCAUAUCCAAUCUUUACCUUUACAUGUACUUGAGUUAGUAUAGCGGAAUCAGAACUGUGGAUGGGAAAUGUCUAUAGAAGGAUGUUAGUGGCUUAAUAAGCAAAUAGGAUUUGAGUUAGAUAGAUUGUUGGGAUGCUCACAUGGACGGCUUGCGUAGGUCCAGAUCCAGUGGAACAUGUAACUGUGCUUAGUCCCACUGCAAGCCCAGUGGAUUAUGUGAGUUUAGAUCCUCACUAACCAUUCACCAAUAAAGACCUGAGCCCAAAGUUAACGUAAGCUUAAAGUGAAUAGAUGUCUGUGGCACACUGAAAAACUGAAACGUUGGCUUUAAUCAAGCGUAUUCUGUCAACGCAUGUCACAUAACUGUAUUAGGUUAGUUGAAAGCAUUAAUAUGAACCUAAUAUUUUUGAUUAAAGUCAACGUUUCAGUUUUUUAAGUGCACAGCUCCAUCUGUGACACAUCUGGCGUAGAAAUGGCCCGCUCACUUUGCCUUUAGCAGUCGUCACUUCACAGGCCCCAAUCACCAUUACAUGUUAAACAAAGCAAAACAGGAAAACACAGCACAUAAAAAUGAAAAUAAAACACAUUGCUGCUUUUAGCUACGGUUGCUGAUCGACGACAACUGUAGACCACUAGAACAUUUCAAUUUCUUUUUUUUGCAAGAUGGACAGUGAGCUGAAAACAUGCACAAACAGAACCGACAAAGUGUUCAUCAUCCCCGGAACCCUAUCCCCCACCCCCCACCCCCCUGUUCUCCCCCUCCUCUCUCGCUGCUUUGUAGAGUCAAAGGUAAAGGGUCUGAAAAAGGCGAUACAUCCAGAGGAACGCAGUCACUGAAAUUCCCAGGCUUUGACAUUCAAAGCGUGGGGGGGACUCAUGACUGACUGCACAACCUGGGGUAUUGCUCGUAGUCAUAUAUUUGUUUUGUUUGUUGUCAUAUGAUAUAUUAUUUUCUGUUUGUUUAAAACAGGACCUCGAAAAACAACACAACACAUCACCUCAUUUUUAUUUGUUUUAUUUUUUCUUACCAAAACCUGGGGAGAAGAAACUACAUUUUUGCACAGUUGCUUGUUACAAAAAUGCAAGAUUUUGUUAUACUGUAGGAUAUUAAACCCCCGCCUAUGAACAGCUGAUAGCCCCUGUAUUAACAUCAAUACAAAACCAGCUGAAGUUUCCAAACCAGUGAGCAAGAUGCAGGUAAAGCAUCCCCACAGUGUGACUGUUUAUCACAACUUUAUCACUAAAAUUAUAGAUUUUAUAAUCUGAGUUCUGAGCUAAUUUAAAUUAGACACAUAAUAGUCUCCCCCAUGGAAAGUCAUUAUUUUGAUUAUGACUUGUAAAAUGAUCAAACUUUUUAUUGAUAUUGAUAUAGCUAUCGUCACCUUUAUGAGAAUUUACAUGAUAUAGCAUAUACGUAAGCAAGAUUUAAAUUUGAAUUUCUAUGAGCUUAAAAAAGGUGUUUUUUAAGAAAAAACAUCUUAGAUUAAGCCACAUUUGUAGCAAUCAAAAUGAGCUUUUAUACUUUUUGACAAAUAUUAAAUAAGUCCUAAAAAAUAAAUAAAAGAAUGAGAGAAAAACAUUCAGCAUGUAUUAAGUUUGUCCUCCCUGGGUUUCUGUGAGCUAAUCUGAAUUCUAGCACUUUCAACCUUUAAAAAAAGAGUAUUUUUUCUUUUAAAAUUCAGCUUAUAUGUUCAUGUGUUUUUAAUUUUGUAUUGAUCCUGUAUAUGUAUGUGCCAUUAGUUUGAUGUGUAGACUUUAUCAACCUUUGUGUAUUUCUCUUCUCCAAAAGAAUAACAGUAUUUUUGAUAGACUUUCACUAAUAUUCCUUUAAAUAAGAGCCCCUCUCCUUUGAAAUCUUUGUUUUUGGGCAACCAGCUUUGCUUUCUCUCUCAUACAUGUAUCUAAUCAAACUCUACAGCCAAGUGUGGGAAAAGAACAGCGACAGCAUUUCUGAGUGGGGGAGAAACCAGACCGUUGUUUGUCAAAUGUCAAAGCCACAGCCUGACCACAGCCUGCUUUUAAACGCUGUCGCAACAGAGACCCAUCUGCACGCCACUUUUAGAAAGUGUAACUGAACAAAUACCAGACAUGAAUAACCCCAAAACUUAGCACUUAAAGCCUGCAGCCAUGGUCACUGAGCUGGUUGUCCUGCCAAAAGGAACUCCAGCUGAUAAUGACUCAUAUGUGUGGCUUUAAAUUAAUGGAGUACACAUACUUGUAGGUGUUUUAAUACAACAGUGAAACACGUAGAAACGUAGUAGUCAGGCUGUGAAACACUGACAACAGGUCAUUGUCCUACCUGAGCUCAUCAGGGACAACUUUCAGAAUUGUGACACGAGUGAGUCCACCAGGACUGGACGAAUUUAUUCAUAAAGACAUCAAUCUGCUAAAAAAAAAAACUUUAAAAAAAAACGUGUUUAUGGAAUCAAAUAUAUGGAAGCCCAUUUCCGCCAAAAUAAGUUUAAAAAUAAUCACUACGAAAAGUUAAGUGAGAUAAAAAAUGAAUUAAUUAUGCUUGGUCACCAUAUAAUAAUCCAUGAUUAUGAUUAAGACUUCGUCAGUGAAGGUGUCUAUAUGGUAAACUUUUUAAAAUAACCCAGCAAAAUUGCUUUGGAAAAGAAACAUCUUUUUUACCUGGCAUUUUUUCUCCUUUUUACAAUGUUAGGGAACCUUGAAGAAAUAUCCCAGUAAAAGCUUUCUUCACUUAUUUUUAAACCUUUACGUUAUUUACAGAUAAAUAUUUUAACUUCUAUUUCCUCAGAACUACUACAUAAUGUGCAUAUAUACAAGAUUAUUACGGGACUCAGUUAUUUGAAAUGCAAUUUACUCUCUCUUCAUUAUAAGUUAAUAUGUCAUAAUUGUGACUUUUUAUCUUAGUAUUUAGUAUCAUAUCUUUUAACUUCGUAGUCUUUAUAUUUGUUCUUUUUCUGGCAGAUGUUGGCUUCCAUAGUUAGCUGACACAGAGAGGAGAUUCCAAAUGAGCACAACUAUAUAUAAAUAUAUAUAUAUAUAUUAAAUGACCCUCCCCUGACUCACAGUGAUGUGUUCCUGUUCCUUGGCUUGGCUGUAGCUCCAUUACCUCGACCUGCACCUACUAGGGAUGCACUUAUCCUCACCUUUCCUCUUUACUACUAGGUGCAGAACACAAACAUUUUAAGGGAAUUUGUUCAUCAGUUUAACUGAUUUGAUUUAAUAAUGCUCGCUCUUUAUCUCCCUCUCUUUUUUUUGUUUUGCUUUUAGUAAGGAACUGGGUACUGUCUGAUGCAGGCGAUAUCCACAUGUAGUUUUAUAUAUUUCUAGCUUAAAGUAAGUCUUUGCAUUCCAACCUUUUUGUGUAUCUCCUUUAGUGACAUAGCCCAUUUUAUUUUUUAUCACUUGCUAUAACAGCCACCUCUGGAAUAAAAAGGUGAAAGAAAAUAGAAUAUUUGCAUUCACUUACACUAUUUUAUAUAGCAUGGAGUUUAUCAACUACAGGGAGAAUUGUAUAAAUGAUGUGCUUCGGAGAAAGACAGAAACAGUCUUUGCUUUUUUUGUUAAAUAUCUCACAUGCAAUCAGUUGCUGCAAUGUAGAAGUGACAGAUUUGUAUAUUGGUGGAUCCAAAGAGAUGAUGAACACAACAACAGAAUUAUUGACUUAUUGUACAGUACAGUGUAUCUUGACUUGUCAUGUGUUAUGUUGAAAUGAUUAAAAGACAAACCAGCGGUUUCAUA
Messenger RNA from Eleginops maclovinus (Patagonian blennie), 7478 nucleotides. RefSeq names its product pleiomorphic adenoma gene-like 2 (gene plagl2). The transcript is spliced from 4 exons. The record is from RefSeq and is a predicted model, not a curated record. The coding region runs from base 530 to 2314 and encodes 594 amino acids. Lineage: Eukaryota; Metazoa; Chordata; Actinopteri; Perciformes; Eleginopidae.